UAGUAACAACCGCUUCUCUACCUGUUGCUUUCCUUCACUAGUUAGUAGUUUGCAGAAUUACCGUAGAAAACUCCUUCAGAUACAAAAGGAAAACCAAGGCUGCUGAAAACCCCCUUCGUGAAAUCAGCCAUGGCCGCUCUACAGUAUCUGGAGUCUCUACGCAAUGCUCAUCCUGAUCAAGCUGAGUGGUGCAAUUCCCUUGCGGAUCUGUACCAGAAGAAACUCUGGCACCAGCUCACUCUCAAGCUCGAGGAGUUCGUUGCACAGGCCGUCUUCAAGGCUGGUGAUGCUUUGAUACAGUUAUAUCACAAUUUUAUCUGUGAUUUUGAGACCAAAAUUAAUCUUCUCAAGCUUGCACAUUUCGCGGUUAUAGUUUCUCGGCAGUAUAAAGAGAAAGAAGCUGCCAUUAGCUAUCUUGAUGGGGUGAUUGAAAAACUUCAAGCAACAAGAGAACAACGCAAUGAAGAGCCAAUUCUUUACAUUAAGAUGCAAUUAGCUAUAUUCAAGCUUGAACAAGGGGAUAAAAAAGAGUGCAAAAAGCUUUUAGAAGAUGGAAAGAGCACACUAGACAGUAUGACUGAUAUUGAUCCAUCUGUUUAUGCCAUGUAUUAUUGGGUUUCAUCUCAGUACCAUAAGUAUCGCCAAGAAUUCGCAGAGUUCUAUAAAAGUGCUCUUCUUUAUCUAGCAUACACAUCAGUGGAAUCCCUUUCAGAAUCAUUCAGACUGGAUUUGGCAUUUGAUCUUUCCCUUUCUGCGCUUUUGGGAGAUAACAUCUACAACUUCGGAGAACUGCUUGCUCAUCCUAUUAUAAAGAGUCUUCUGGGAACACAAGUUGAGUGGCUAUACUAUAUUCUACAGGCCUUCAACUCUGGUGAUCUAGUCCGAUACCAGGAGUUGUGCCGUGUGCAUUAUGCAUCCCUGAGGGCCCAACCAGCUUUAGUUGAAAAUGAACAGAAGCUAUUGGAAAAGAUUAACAUUCUUUGCUUGAUGGAGAUCAUCUUUAGUCGUCCUUCUGAAGAUCGAACUAUUCCAUUAAGUGUCAUUGCUGACCGCACAAAGCUUUCUGUUGAGGAUGUGGAGCAUCUUCUCAUGAAGAGUCUUUCUGUCCAUCUUAUUGAGGGUAUAAUUGAUCAAGUUGAGGGAACGGUUCAUGUAUCCUGGGUGCAGCCGAGAGUGCUGGGCAUUCCACAAAUCAAAUCCUUGCGCGACCGACUGGAUAAUUGGCUGGAUAAAGUACACACUGCUUUGUUAUCCAUUGAAGCUGAAACACCUGAUCUAGUUGCAUUGUGAUUUUCUAUCACUUUGCUCUUUUGCCGUGUUCUAUAUUCCUCUCUGCUCAUUGUAAGAAUUUCUCAUUCGAAGGGGAAAAACUCGUUGGCAGCAAAACAGAGACUAGUGUAAGUCGCUUUGGCAGUUCAGCCAGUUUUGCUUGCUUUCUUUUCAUAUUGCAAAAUCCUUUUUUCUGGACCAAAUUUGCUGUAAGGAGCAGCUGUGUACUUGACAUUAAACAUGUUGGUUCUGAGAGUGUAAGGCUAGGGAUACAGUGCAUUGAUUGGAAAAAACGUUCAGCUUGGUGUAGUGAACUAAUUUGUAUUGAGACUUUCUUCUUAUUCAUUCGGAUGAUUUCCACCGUGUGGAACUAACUGCAUUUUAUUUUUCA
Molecule: messenger RNA, 1660 nt
Organism: Jatropha curcas
Lineage: Eukaryota; Viridiplantae; Streptophyta; Magnoliopsida; Malpighiales; Euphorbiaceae
Product: 26S proteasome non-ATPase regulatory subunit 13 homolog B
Biological process (GO): ubiquitin-dependent protein catabolic process
Cellular component (GO): nucleus; proteasome regulatory particle, lid subcomplex; cytosol
Molecular function (GO): structural molecule activity
Source: RefSeq, a predicted model, not a curated record